AUGUCUUUAGGUUUUAUAUAAUUAGGAUAAUGUGGUAACUAGAUUGGACAUGCAUUAUUUGAUUUUAUGAUUUAAGAGUAAUAACUUAUUGGAAUUUAGAACUUAAAUGUCUAGUCCAGGUGCUUAGGCUCUUUUAAAUGAAAUAUUCUUUUUUGAGCGGAAAAACAAAUAGAUUGCAAAAUCAUUGUUGAUUGAUAUGGAGCCAAAAGUAGUUGAUAGAUGUCUAAAAGCUGAAUAUUAUGAUAAGGGUAUAAGAGAAUAUUCAUUCAGCAUUUAGUUUGACAAAAUAAGAAGGAUCAGGAAAUAAUUGGGCAUAUGGAUUCAAUAAUCAUGGUCCUGCAAAUAAGAAUGCGAUUUUAUAGAUAAUGGAUACAUUAUUAGAAGAGUGUGGAUAUUUGGAAUCUUUAUUUUUCAUAUCUUCAUUGGCAGGUGGAACUGGUUCUGGUUUAGGAUCUUAUAUUUUAGAAUUGAUGGCUGAUAGAUAUCCUGAAAUAGAAUUAUUUAAUAUAUGUGUAAUGCCUCAUUUAACAGGAGAAGUGAUAUUAUAAUCUUUAAAUACAGUAUUGACAAUAGGAUCAAUAUAUUAACAUAGUGAAGGAAUAAUUUUAUUAUAAAAUGAUGAAGCUUAAGCAUUAUGCAAUAAUCUAUUAAAUUUGAAGAGUCCAAGUUUGAAUGAUAUCAAUUAAGUGAUGUCUACAAAUUUAGCUAGUUUCUUUUGGCCUUGUUUAACAAAUUAAGUUUAUAGUACAUUUAAUAAUAAUCUACAAUAUGUUUAAGAGUUAUUAAAUAUAACUAAUAAUCAAUACAAAUUACUUUAGUUAAAUUAGAUUCCAUAAUUGCCAUAAUAAUCUAAAGCUUUUCAAAAUGAUACUUGGUCUGCUUUAGAAAAAAGAAUUUAAUAGAUGGUUAUGACUGGAACAAAAGAAUAUAAUAUAAAUUGGCAUAAAAAGGGAUAAUAACCAUUUAAAUAGUUGAUGAUUGCAAGAGGAAAUGAUGUUAAAAAACAUUAAUUUAAUUGGAAUACAGUAUAGGAUGAACAUUAAUUUAAUAAGAAUGAGAAAUCAAUUACAGUUCUUCAUAAUUCAAGCAAUAUAGUUGAAUCAUUAAAUAUGAUAUCAGAUAGAGCAAAUUAAAUGAUUUAAGAGAGAGCAUAUAUAUAUCAAUAUGAGAAAUUUGGAGUUAAAAUUUAACAUUUUUAGGAGAGUAUGGGAAUUGUGGAAGGUAUAAUAAAUGAUUAUGAAUAAUUAAUAUAAUGA
Molecule: messenger RNA, 1256 nt
Organism: Paramecium pentaurelia
Lineage: Eukaryota; Ciliophora; Oligohymenophorea; Peniculida; Parameciidae
Source: the annotation of a GenBank genome assembly